Molecule: messenger RNA, 3169 nt
Organism: Solea senegalensis (Senegalese sole)
Lineage: Eukaryota; Metazoa; Chordata; Actinopteri; Pleuronectiformes; Soleidae
Gene: tbc1d19
Product: TBC1 domain family, member 19
Exons: 21
Coding region: 94-1671 (525 amino acids)
Source: RefSeq, a predicted model, not a curated record
GGUCACUGCACUGCGGGGGGCUGUGGAUGCUGCUGACGUUAGCUGCUACACUGUUUUAGACUCGAAAACCGAAGAAAACUUUUGUUUAAAAGGAUGAACGAGGGCAACGACUUAUCACUGACCAUCGCUCACAUCGUGCAGCGGCUCAAAGGAAGUCAUUUACACUCUCAGAUAGAGAGGCAAGCCAAAGAGUGUUUACAUCAGCCUGAGAUUAAAUUGGAGUCUCUUAAGGAGGAUGUGCGCAGUUUUCUCAAAACAUCAGGCUGGGAGAGGAAGCUGCAGAAUGCAGUGUACAGAGAACUUCAUGUCCAGCUGCCCCUGAGCCAUCCCAUAGCUCCUCCAGAGCAUCUCAAAGAGCCACUGGCCUACAUGCGCAAGGCACAGGCCAGCUGGGAGAAGCGUGUCCUCAAAAGCCUGAACAGCAUGAGCUCAGAGUUGGGGGUGCCACUGGCUCGAAUGAGGCCUGCAGCAGAGCAGAAGGAGAUCACUAACAAAUGGAACGAGAUGGGCACAGAUGAACCAGAUUUAAGCCGCUUUAGGCCCGUCUAUGCGCCCAAAGACUUUCUAGAGGUGUUGAUCAGUUUGCAGAACCCCAACUAUGACAGUAGUGAGGCUGUCAGCUCCAGGAGCCACUGGGGCCUCAUACACUCUCCCCUCAAUGUCAGGGACAUCCCACAGCUGAGACGGUCGUUCUCAGAGCUCAACCUGACCACGGGGCAGUUGGGGAUUGACGACCACGCACACAUACAUCCAGACUUGUUUGAAAGUGACUACGUACAAAUUGGGAAGAAAGUGGUUGAGGAUCAGGACAGUGCAGCAGCUCAGCAGUACAGCAGGCGAGGCUGCCCCACUGGGCUCAGAGCAGAUCUGUGGGCCCUCAUUCUGAACUCCACCAACCAGCCACAGGAUGUCAUGCAUUAUGAACAGCUGAAGGCCGGCGUCAUACAGCAUGACCUGCUGGUGGACAAACUUAUCUAUAAGGAUGUGAAGCUCACCGCCAGUAAUGACGACUACUACUUUGUGUUUGAAGACUUCCUCUAUCAGGUGUUACUGUGUUUCUCCCGGGACACCGCCGUGUUGGAGCACUUCAAAUACAACAGUGCCACUCCUCCUAAAGCCUACGUCCAGGGGAAAGUGGAUGACGAGGAGUGUGCUGUUGUUUAUCCUCCCAACGGUGUGAUCCCGUUCCAUGGGUUUUCGAUGUAUGUGGCACCUUUGUGUUACUUGUACAAUGAGCCAUCCAAGCUGUACAGUGUCUUCAGGGAGAUGUACAUCCGCUUCUUCUUCAGAUUACACUCCAUCUCCUCCUCUCCCUCGGGUAUAGUGUCUUUGUGUCUGCAGUUUGAGCGGCUGAUCCAGACCCACCUGCCUCAGCUGUUCUACCACCUCCGACAGAUCGGGGCACAGCCGUUGCGUAUCGCCUUUAAGUGGAUGGUUCGAGCUUUUUCUGGUUAUCUGUCGACUGACCAGCUGCUCCUUCUCUGGGAUCGAAUCCUGGGGUAUGACUCACUGGAGAUAGUCGCAGUCCUUGCAGCUGCUGUAUUUGCCUUCCGUGCUGAGAACCUGAUGGAAGUGACGUCACUGGCCUCGGCUGAGGCCGUCCUCGCUGACCUUUCCACCCUGAAGGUCAUUCCCCUCAUCCAGAUAUUCCUAUUUGCCACUGCCAUCUGACACCUGAGGAGCACCGGAACUACAGUCCAUGAGUCCGUGGUACGUACACUAUGUAUAUACCACACGCUGGAGGGUAAAGAAACAUGAAGAAAUUGCCUCUUUGCUCUGCCAUGAAAACCACAUCCAGCAUAUGACUAAUGAUCUAUAGAGAAGCACCAGGUUGUACUGUGAAAUAUCAAAGUGUUACUGGUGUUACGAAAUUCACCCUGCAGUGAUUCAAGCAUCAGGCCAAACCUGUCUUAAGCAUGUCACAUGUUGUUAGAUACAGUAUUAGAAGUACAGAUACACACAUACCAGCGCUCACUCGGGUCAGCUGGCUCAGAAAAUAUCAUCUCCUUUGCAAUGCAUUUAUGCUAAGACAUAUAUAUAUAUAUAUAUACAUAUGUAUAUAUAUAUAUGUAUAUAUUUAUGUAUAUAUAAAGUUCACCUGCUGCCUCAAGCAAGUUAACUCAACUGCAUGAUAUGUUUACAGUACACGAUGUGUGUAUGUUUAACAUAUGAAAAUGUGCUCAAGCACCAGAUUAUUCUGUGAAAUAGUGAAAAAGUAAAUGUUGAAAACCAACACUGGUGUUACGAAAUUCAAGCAUAUAGCCAAACCUGUCUUUCGCAUGUAUGCAUCAAAUAUAGUCAAGGUGUUAGAUAUUAUAAAUACAGUAUAAACAUAGUAAGUCUACAGCCUACAGGUGAAGCUAACCCCAUAAGCCAUAUGCCCUGAAGGAAACUUGAUCCACACACCGGCGCUCACUUGGGUCAGCGGACAAGCUCAUUAGGAGAGGAGUUGUGUGAAGCAGUAAUUAUAUUACAAGUGGGAGAACGACGGUAAUGUCUCCGAGCUUGGCUAAUGAAGUGUUCAUGCAAUUUAUUUUGCUCGGUGGCUCCUGAUUGUUAUAAACCCAUUAGGUUACCGGUGAACAGGGAGAUUAGGAGGGUUAGUCUGUCCUGGCAUGUUGAGAGAAAUAUACUCUAAAGGCAUAAAGUGUAGCUGGUGUGAUUAGAAGCUGCUGUGUAUGCACAUCAUCUAUUAUAGUUAUGAAGGGGAUGAAGAUUCUUGCUCUUUUAAGGAGUGUUUAUUUUUAUUUCAUUGUGAACGCUUCGUGGUUGUGUUUCGAUUUUUUAAAUUAUGAAUUCAAUGCCUGAAUGUAUUUAUCUACUCGUCCCGAGUGUAUGUCAUUUUUUUAGGAAUGAGCCAAUACGAUACUCGAUAUCAGACCAGUGUUGAUGCAAAGUUUGGCUUCACAAAACACUGUUUGUUUAGGUUGGGUUUUUUUACAGUAUAAGAGAGAGAUGUCCACUACUGAGUUUUCUGUUUUUUAAAUGGUUGGUUAUAAUGCAUCAGCACAGAUGUCUUAAAAACAUUAUUAUUUUUAGGAGAAUGCUUUGCAAGUCAGUGCUUAUGUCUUUCAUCCCAACACAUUUUCAUGUUUGACAUGACCUCAAAUAACGUAUAUUUUUUUUAAAUAAAUAAAUGAAUCAAAAUUAAAGCUGCUCAGACCUUGAA